Molecule: messenger RNA, 992 nt
Organism: Musca domestica (house fly)
Lineage: Eukaryota; Metazoa; Arthropoda; Insecta; Diptera; Muscidae
Product: protein late bloomer-like
Exons: 5
Coding region: 101-757 (218 amino acids)
Cellular component (GO): membrane
Source: RefSeq, a predicted model, not a curated record
UUUUGGCCAAUUAGUUGAUUAGAAACGCUUAAAGAGGAUACAUACCGUCGGAUUGAAGUGACCAUUCAAUUGAAACGAAAGAAAGAAAGAAAAUACGAGAAUGGGUUGUGCUACAGUUACAAUAAAAUAUACCGUAUUUUUAUUCAAUACGCUAUGUGCGCUUUUGGGUAUUGGCACAAUUGUCGUAAAUUGCUUGGCAUUGAACAACUACACCGAUGAGGGUCGCCUGCUCUGUAUCUUUUGGAUUGUCUUAGGAGCUAUUGUGUUUUUGGUUUCGUUCUUCGGUUGCUGCGGUGCAAUUCGUGAGAACAUCUGUUUGACGUGGUCGUAUGCCUUCUUUUUGGUGCUCUUGAUAACCGGCAAUGCCAUUCUGCACUUUGGUUACAUUUCACACAUCGAUGGUGAGACAAAGGCUCGCAAGGAUAUUGACAUGGCUUGGCAAUUGCAGAUGAAUGGCACCGAUGCCAUGUCGCAAAUUCAAAGUACUUUGUCCUGCUGUGGUAAAAUGAACUCGACUGAUUACACCACUGCCAAUUUGACCAUACCCGAUAGCUGUUACUCGAAUGGAAAUGUUGGAAAUACCACAGCUAUUUAUCCUGAUGGCUGCCUUUACAAAUUAAUUGCCGUUUAUGAAGCUGCCGAACACUGGAUAACCAUUUUCAGCUGGUCCACUCUCAGUGUGGAGGCUGUAGCAUUUGUAUCUGCUUGCAUCUUGGCCAUUACGUUCCGUAAUCAAGAGCGUAGAUCUAGAUAUUAGUUUGGAGAACAAAUCGAAACUGAAGAAAUUUUAUUUUGCAGCAUUUCAAAAGAAUUUAUUAUUUACUAGCUGGCCCGGUCCGCGUUGCCGGCCCUUACUUUUAAUCUUUAAUGCAUAUUUUUUUAAGCAUUAUAGAAUUAUGAAAGCGGCAAAAUUUUUAUUAUAAGUAAAAUAACUCCAUAGUAAUUUCUAAAUAGAAAUAAACAUUCAUGGGAAAAAUUAUAAUAGAUAAUAA